AUGAGCGAGGACGAGUUCGUGGUGCUGCUGGAGCACGCCGGCAUCCUGGAGACGUCGGACGAGAACGACAUGGAGUUCAUGGAGGAGACGGUGCUGCGCGAGUGGCUGGAGCGCGACGGCGUGCAGCUCUUCACCACGCAGAUGACGACGGCCAAGAGCGACGGCGACCUGGUCGUGGACGGCAGCGCGUCCACUGCGCCGACGGCCACCGCCACGGCCACGACGCUGGUGGGCGAGGCGCGCACGAGGAUGGCGGGCCACAUCCUGGCCAGACUGCUGGAGCGCGGCUGGAUCGCCCCCAUCGAGUUCGACUACGACGAGGACGAGACCGAGGAGUGGAAGACCAAGCUGUACACGCCGCGCCUUCGCACGAGCGAGGCGUACCGGAUUUACAUUGAGAAGGACCCAGCGGUACGACACUCUCUUUGUAGCGAGUGCAUGUUGUAGUUAUAGAGCUU
This is a messenger RNA of Phytophthora sojae, 458 nucleotides long. RefSeq lists its product as hypothetical. The coding region runs from base 1 to 447 and encodes 148 amino acids. Lineage: Eukaryota; Oomycota; Peronosporomycetes; Peronosporales; Peronosporaceae. The record is from RefSeq and is a predicted model, not a curated record. The transcript is spliced from 2 exons.